Suillus clintonianus is the source of this 3185-nucleotide messenger RNA. RefSeq lists its product as uncharacterized. NCBI's taxonomy places the organism in Eukaryota, Fungi, Basidiomycota, Agaricomycetes, Boletales, Suillaceae. The record is from RefSeq and is a predicted model, not a curated record. Gene Ontology annotation, biological process: double-strand break repair via homologous recombination; regulation of DNA-templated transcription. The coding region runs from base 114 to 3023 and encodes 969 amino acids. The transcript has 12 exons.
AUUCCCGCUUCAGCUGAUGUAAUCAAUGCCACACGUGAUCAAAGUCGCGUCGCGUAGAUGACCUCGCUUCUAAACUUCUUCCACUCUUCACAACCUUGUAACUGUAACAAACGAUGUAUAAUCUAGAUUCUUCUCCAAGUCCACCGAGGAAGAAGAUGAGAAUGUCUUCUCCGACCUAUGAUGAACAAGUCGAUGACAUGAGUCAAGAUGAUAUAAGCGCUUUUGAUGCCAUAGAGGCACUCCUUUCUCAACCAGCUCCUCCACUUCACAAAGCACCCCUACCCAACAACUCGCACCGCACGCUCAUCUCGGGCGAACCUGCAGAUCGUAGCAUUUCGUCCGAUCAGGACCUACUCUCCUCCCAAGACAUAGCUUCUCAAGGCGACGAUAAUCCUUUUGCUUCGGCAAAUGACCCGUUUGCUGAUUCGGAUGCCCCGAAACCAGCCGUAUAUGCAUCUUUUGCCAAAGCAUCUGCCGUUCUCCAACCAGUAGCCUUCAAGUCUGCAUCAGCUCUGCCUAUCGAGAAUCUGGAUGACUCACACCGUUCACCUUCACCCGAGGCACCCUCAGAAGUCGAUUACUCUUCGUGGUUUACUUCAGCUCCUCCCGCCGCAUUUGUGGGCUUUCAAUCUGCUGCGUCUCGCCUCGAGAAAACCAAAGAGAAUGUUUACGAGACGACUGCUAGUCACAGUACAAGUGUGGGUUUUACGUCCGUCGGGAAAGGGAAGCUCAUCGUCCCGUCAACGGCUGCAUUGCGCAAGGCCGAGGAAAAGAUCAAGAUGUGGCAGGGUGAGGCUGAUGAAUCGAGUUCCUCCCAACAUUCUGGAGCGUUUGCACCUGCUUCCUCUGCACAACCAUCCUCUCCUCGGCGCACCGUUCUCGGAGCAGUGCACAAUUCUUUUUCGCCUCAAGUACCAGAUACGCCGACUCCUGCGAUGACUACCCGCAAGUCACUCGAAGCUCGCGCACGAUCGACGCCUGUCCUACCAGCGCUUGGUGUCAGCGACUUCAAGGGAAAGCAGAAACCAUUCAAAUCUCCUUUGAUCACCUCCGCACCGUCACGACAGCCUCUCACGGGGACAGCCAGUUCGGCAUAUGUCAACUCUCCCCUUAAUCCUCAUCGUCAGGGCUUUGCGUCUGCAUCUUCUCAUAUGCCUCCAUCUACUUCUACUGUACCAGCAACGCCUGUCCGUCCAUCAGCAUUGGGGGAUCCCGGGAGCGCAUUUCGACCCCUAGGUCUGACGCCGCGAAAUUUACGUGGUGGUCUGGUCAAGUCCAAGUUCGUGACGCCGUUCAAACCAGGCGUAAAGCCUCCGGAAUUGGGCAACGCAGCAUCAGCUGCCUCAUUGCUUGCUUCCCCAAGUACCAGCUUACAGCGGCCUAUGUAUCCGCCAUCAGCAACCCAAUCUCCUCGGCCUGUCAAGAAAGCUCCUGAAAAAGGCACAGGCAAAGUAUUCAACCUUGUCCCUCCCGCAGGAAGGACGACACUUGCCACUUCUGGUCUUAUACCUCAGGCCCACACAACUGCAGAACUGGAGAAUCAGGGAAUAACUGUCACAGAGCUAUCCCAGAUAACACCUGCUACCGCUCUCUUUUACUCAUUUUAUACACCAUCUGUUACGCCGAUCGCAGGUGCCCAACCCUCUGAUGCGAAGCCUCUCGGACCUACUGCCGCUCUAGAAGAACUCCACGUAAGAGGGUGUUCGUUGGCCACACAGGAAUGGGUCAACAACCAUUGGUCACUUAUCCUCUGGAAGCUUGCUGGAAUGGUCGCACUCGAACCAGAUGCAGAGUCGGAUCCCGAUCGCAAACGGUGGUGCUGGCCUGAAGUGAUCCGCCAGCUACUCUACAGAUAUGAACGAGACUUGAACGGAUCAUCACGACCACCACUACGACUGAUAACCACAAGAGAUGCGCCUGCUGCAUCUCCGAUGGUGCUCUGCGUGUCAAACGUGACUUGGUCGCCAGCUGGAGAAAGUGACGAUGGUUUUCCCAUUGCUUCACAUCCCGAGUUAGAGGUAACAGACGGAUGGUAUAGACUGCGCGCGAGGGUCGACAAGCCGCUUGCGAGAGCCAUCCGUAAGGGCCAUAUUAAGAUCGGGAGAAAAAUUGCUGUUGCUGGAGCCAGGCUCUCUACAGAACGCAAAGAUGGACAGGAGGUCCUCGAGGCAUAUGAAUCGAAUGUCCUGGUGCUGACAGGUAACUCGUCCCAUAUGGCCCCUUGGCACGCAAAGCUUGGCUUCCAGCGAAGUCCAUUCAUUGCGACGUUCAACAGCCUCACGGCGGACGGCGGAAACGUGGCCGUUGCAGCGGUCGAAGUUAUCAAGUCUCAUCCUGUCGCAUAUAUUGAAUUCUUCGAAGACGAGAACGGGAGGCGGAUGGAGGGUCCCCACAGUGCCAAGGAUGAAAAUGUCCUGAGUGAAAAAUGGACGAGGAAGCGCACAGUCGCUGCAUCAAAGAUUUGGUUAGAAGUUGAAAGACGAGCGGCGUUAAUGUCAGAGUAUGCAGAUAGGCUUGAACGUCGUGUGGGCCCGGCCUUCAAAGUCCAAAACGAAGAGAUACCGGACAACCUUGACGAUUUAUAUGAAUCAUUGGAAGAGUGUGAUGGUUACCAAGCCCAGGCGAUACUCGCACGGCUCAGCCGCGUUGAAGGAGGCAGUCUUGCUGCACACAUCAGAGAGAAGCUUCUCCGAGAUAACGAAGCUGUCGCGGGCGAUAUCGAGCGAGAAGUGCAGAGCAAAUGUCCCUCUCGGGAAGUAAGGAAUUUCCGUGUUAUUAUCGUGAAGGAUGCAUAUACUCCCACACGAAGCGGCGACGAUGGUCGCAAAGCCCAGUUAACCGUCUGGGAUGUGCUCAACUUGUCGAUUGCUGAAGGAUCUCAAGCAGGGGAUUUCAAAGUAGGCCAGAAGUUCCUCGUGACAAAUUUGAUGCCCAAGCAAGUAUCUGCCUGGAUGGACCGCGGCCCUGGAUCGGAAGUGUAUCUUGCCACCACAAAGAAUUCUAGGUGGACAAGGUUGCCUUGAACGGAUGACUGCUGAGGGUAAUGCGAGAGUGAGGCCCCUUUAGUAGACGACCUCCAUUUCGUCGACAGGAACUAAGUUACAGUCCAACAGUCCAAUCUGUUGAAUAGGGCUUGCUGACACUGCGCAAACUUACGACACUCUGUAAAUCGGUUAUGGUGUAAA